CGCUUUGCCCGCCCGGCCCGGCGCGGCGCGGCCCGGCCCGGCGCGGCGGGUCCGGCUGCGGAGGUGGGCGAUGGCCGAGUCGCCGGAGGAGGUGGCGGUGCUGGUGCAGCGGGUGGUGAAGGACAUUCGCAACGCCUUCCAGCGGAACCCUCACAUAGAUGAAAUUGGAUUAAUACCCUGCCCUGAAGCCAGGUAUAACCGGAGCCCUAUCGUCCUCGUAGAAAACAAGCUUGGUGUGGAAAGCUGGUGUGUCAAGUUUCUUUUGCCAUAUGUCCACAAUAAACUUGUCCUCUACAGACAAAGAAGACAAUGGCUGAACAAAGAUGAGCUGAUAGAUAUCACAUGUACCCUGUUGCUGCUGAACCCCGACUUCACCACUGCUUGGAACGUGAGGAAAGAAUUAAUACUGUCUGGCACUUUAAAUCCACUUAAAGAUUUGCAUCUUGGAAAACUCGCAUUAACCAAGUUUCCAAAGAGUCCAGAAACAUGGAUUCAUAGACGAUGGGUGCUGCAACAACUAAUUCAGGAAAACUCCUUGCCCAGUCUUGUGACUAAAGGAAACUUGGGAGCAGCACCUGUGGAGAGAAUUCACCGACUAGUGCAGGAGGAAAUGAAUGUCUGCUCUGAAGCUGCUGGGAGAUAUCCAAGCAACUACAAUGCCUGGUCCCAUCGCAUCUGGGUUUUACAGCAUUUGGGAAAGCUGACUGUCAAGGUUCUCCUCGAUGAGCUUUCAUCCACUAAAUACUGGGUAUCCAUGCAUGUCUCAGACCAUAGCGGAUUUCAUUACCGCCAGUUCUUACUCAAGUCCUUGAUAGGCAGAACUGUGACUGACAGUAAUGUACUGGUACAAAAUCAAAUCAUAAAUGAGCAAAACCCUAGCCUUCAAAAGGAGGAGGAGAGUGCAGGGGCAGAAGCUGCCUGUGCAGAGGAGCAGAGCGUGGAUCUCCCCCGCCAUUUAGAGGAAGAAUUGGAGCUCUGCACUGAACUGAUUGACAGUUACCCAGGGCAUGAAACCUUGUGGUGUCAUAGAAGGUGUGUGUUCUACCUUCAGCACCACCUAAGCAACAAAAUUCCUCUUCUGAGUGCAGUGGUAUCUUCUGUGGACAGCAGUGAUGAAACUCUGAAUAAUUCCCACCACAGUCCUGCAACAAGUCCCAUGGCACAAGCUAUGGAUGUUGAUGGUUUGAAUGAAUCCAGCAGCAAACAAGGUUAUACCCAAGAAACAAAACGCCUGAAGCGUGCUCCUAUGCAGGACUCUUUUGGUCCAGAAGUGGAAUACCAGUUCAUUGAUAAAGUAUUAUCAACUUGUAGGGAUGCGGACCAAGCCAGGUUUGCUACUGCUUAUAGGAAAUGGUUAGUUACUUUUUUAGGUCAGUGAAGGAAGAGUUUAAAGCCUUCAGGGUUCUUUUAGUGCAAUAUUCUCUUUUUAGACACAAAUGCAUGUCUUGGUUGCAAGUGUUAGCUAACCAUGUGUUUCUCACUCUUUUAAUGGUCAGUCCUAAAGUUCAUAUUCAGAUUAGAAGUCUCUCACUUUAUUUAUUAAAGAACUGGUGUACCUUUGUAUUAAGCAAAUGCAGUUUGUUCUUUAAUCUUUUUAAGAAAUCACUUUGUCAGCUUCCUACCGUGCCAUUUUCUUAUUUUCUAACUUCUGCAUUAAGGUGGACUCUGAAUCAUUUGGCUUUAAAAAAAAAAGCAACAACAAAAAAAAGGAAAAAAGUCUCAAAUGCUUUUGAGACAGCAUGUCUGGAAAAAGAAUAGGAGGAUCUGUCAGUAUCAACUAAACCUGUUUCCAGGUUGCUCCUCUUUACUAUAGUGGCAUCUUGCUGAUACAUUAUUGGAUUCAGACUGUAUUUGGUGAGUGCUAUUACUUUUGUAUUAGCAACCUUUGGUAGAACACCAGACUACAGUGUUUCUUUCUCAAGGCUCCAACACUGUUUUCCAACACCUUUUACUAUUAUAACUAUUCUACUAUUGUAACUCGAUUUUUGCUUGCUUAUUAGUUGUCACAUGAAUUUGAUAGGAAUGUCUGUGAAGUUGAAAUCCUGAAAAGCAGAUAGAGGAAAAUGUGACACAAAAUAGUUCAAACACACGUUCACGCUUACACUUACAUUCAAUGCUAUGUUUGGAAAUACUUUUCUUAGAACAGACUGCUUUACCUUCAUUUCCUACUUGGUAUUUAUUUAUUUUAUCUCAACAAUCCAGAAUUAAUGGCACUUGAUACACAUUUCUGAAUGUAUUAUGUAUACUGCAGAAUCUCAGCCUGCUAAACCACACAUUGGUAACUUGUACUUAACCAAGACCAUACAAGUCCACUAGAUAAUGGGAGUAAAAACUCUUCUGACUGGUCACUGAGACUAUACAAUUCAAAAAAAAGACAGCAGGAGGGAGCUAUCUCUUCACUUUUGUUCUUUUGCAGAGCUUCAGUCUUUGAGGGUUUUUUUGACUCUUCCUUAAAAGCACUUCUCCAACCAUACAUCUCUGUUUACAUUAACUGUAAAUUUUAAGGGAAUUUGAAACACAUUUCUACUCCAGUGAAAUUAAACAUGAAUGGUUUAUUUUGUCAUUUCCUUAGAACUUGUCUAUAUAAGGGAUUUUUUACACUAAUGGAAUUGUGCUGGUCCAAAGAGCCAGGGGAGAAACAUUGUACAAGUGUAGAAGUUUGUACAAUGGCAACAUCGCCUCUGUUCCAAACAGACUAUUCACUGAGGGGAUUAGAUUUUCAAGCUAGAGUCUUUGCCAAAAUUGCUUUAUGUUUCUCCUGCCCAAAGUGCCUCCUGACUGUGAUAAGAUUCAAGCUGCUGUUUCUGUUGGGCAGAGAGCGCAACAAUGAGGGAGAAAAAAACCAGGUAGCCUGCUCAAAGGUAUAAUUUGGAAGGAAAAAAGGCACUCGAAACAUGCAGAAUUCCAACAGUUCUAAAUAAUUUGAUGGAUGGGGGUUAGUCUUGCAUUUCAAAAUGAAAAUAGACCACCUCUAGUCUUAGAGAGUAUGUUCGGAACUCAUUUCAGGCACAGAGUAGCUAACAGAGUCAUUUAUAAAUGUACACUCUUCUGUUUACAGUAUCUAGAUAAGACUGACUUAGGCUUUAGCAUCUCCAUGGCAAACCUUUGUCUCAGUGGGCAUCCAUACCUGCCUCUGUAUAGCUAGGGACGACUUAAAUGCCUGUUUGUUUUGAGGUACUCAGGGAUGUUUUCUUGGUUGAUGGUUUUAGUUGCAGAAGAACGUAAUCAAUGUGUGAAGGAGGUGUGGGAAUGGCUUGAGAGGAUAAUUUUGUCAUAAGAUUCUGUCUCUAUUGACCACUGACAAAUGGGUAGGUUCAGGUACAAACCAAAGUCUGAACUUAAGUUCUUAACUCAAGCAAGAACUUUUACCCAUCCCAGAGGACUUGAUGCUUUUUGAUUAUGAAAGAUACAUUAAAGCAUGUGUAGAAGCCUGGGUCAGCUUGAUUAACAGUAUCCCACUAAUGAGUAGUAUGAACCUGGAAAGUAUGAAGUCAGCUGGCAAUGUAUUAAGGAUUAUGUUCUUGGUCCUGGAUUACUUAGUAAUGUAGUUAUGUGUUCUGUUUACCUUGGCAAAAAUUACCUGUUCAUGAGAAAAAUAUUAGCGUCAGGAGCAGACUUGCAAGUGGGAGCAUGAUAAGAAGUAUUUCUUGAACUGUGGAAGGGAAGACGUGCUCUCUUCUUGCACUAGAAUGACUGAGGUUUUUAGAGGAAAAAAAUUAUAUUAGAACCUGUCUUGAAACCCGUUAUGUAUUUCUUCCAGACUAUAAUCUGAAGUCUUAGUUGGCUUUCUUAGAGCUAUAUCGUGGAAGUACUGUGCUAUUGAAUUUGACAAUCUUUCCAUCGUGAGCACUUAAGAUCAAACAGCUGCCCUCAUAUACAGGUGUACAGUUCCUAUUCAUGUCAGCACGAGUUAUGCAUGCUUGUAGGAAGACAAGAUUUGGUCCUAUGUAGCUGAACAGAGUUGCAUUGUAUUUUCAUACUUGGAAAAUGUUCUGAGAGCUCUGAUUAAAGAUGAUGCUGAUAUUUGUAUUACUUUUACAAAACACUGAUGGCUGUAGUAUGACUCUUAAGUGUGGGUUUUUAAAGCCUACACAAUAAAAGUGAAAUUGAAACAAGUCUUAUCUUCCGCUUUGAAAGAAAUGCAAACAAUAAGCUGUCUAAAUGGAGCUUUAAUUUUUUCAUGGUAACAAUAUAAAUUACAUGAAAGAAGAAAAUACAUAACUAAAUUACUUCAAGCUGUCAGUGUCCUGAAGCCUCUUACAUGAAAUAAUUGAAGGGAUGCUUCCAGCAAAUUGCAUUAAGCUUACAACUGUGUCAUGUUUUGGCACUGUGAUCUUUGAAACAUACCUGUCUAACCAUUCAGUAUCACUGCAGAGGCCCAUGUGGGCACCGCUUGAAGAAAAGUAAAGUGGCUUCAGGCCAUUGGUACUUAACAUGCAUUAAGGUUACCAAGUACAGCUACUUUAGGUUGUGUAUUUCAGUUGUUUCGUGUGUCAGAGGAUUAUAAUGUGGUCAGUGAACAUUCUUGCAGAGAAAAUGUCCAACAGAAGCUGCAGAAGACAAGGCUCUCACUCUGAAGUUCCUUCAAAUAUAAGAUCAAACUUUGUAAAUGUCUUCAUAUAAAGUUCAGCAUCUUUACUGAUUUUAUCUUCUGCUAUAGUAUGUGUCAUCUGAAUUUAUACAAAUUCUUUUUGUUCACUGGAUUAGUCUUUGCAGAAAUUUCUUUGUGCUAGAAACAAAGGGUUUUGAGGAACAAAAGUAAUUUGAAACUACAGAAAUUAGAAUAGAAGGAAUCACAUUUUUAAGGGGUUGAAUUCUCUGCUGCUAAAUACAUUAACUGUUAUUUCAUUGGCAUUUGGUUUAUCGUGUGUUACAGUCACUGGAGCAACACAUGCAGCAUUAAUGACAGCUACAAUAUACAAAAAACUUGUAUAAAGUUGUUAUUGGAAUGCAUUGCUAUAGCUGCUCUGAUUAAUAUUCGUUAAUCUACUCAUGCCUGCUUAUUAAGUGUUUUAUUGACUUCUUACAUAUUCUUUACACAAUCAAAUCCUUGUGUCAUUUAAAUAGGGAGAAAAGUAAAUUGUCAGUUUAUACUGUUUGAUUAAUUACCUUAUAUAGAACUUGUUUUAAGACAAGCAGAGUGGUAAUAUAGUGAGAAAGCUUAGGUUCAGUCUUACAAUCAAAAUUUCUGGCAUUUCCAGUUUUGUGUUAGUGCUGCUUAAUUAGAAUGUGUAGCUAGUCUUUAUGAACAAGAGUGAGUUUUUUCUGAAGUAGAUAAUUAAUGAAUUUUUAAAACAGUACUGUAUAAUAUUGAUGACCAGAAACAAAGGGGUUUGGAAAGGCUUGUCUGCAUAGCUGGACUUAACAAGCAUACUUUUUCAGAAUAACAUAUAAUAGAAUGCACAAAAUGUGACUACCAGAGAAUAAUUUAAGUGGUGAGUCUUCAGAGACUUGAUGAUUGAAUUUUUGGACAAGGUUGGUUGCUUAGUUUUGUUUUGCCUUCUGUGAGGAAAGAAUGUUCCUUAGUUUUUUUAAUUUAAUAGAAGUGAAAUGUUGCACUUACAGCAUGGGGAAAAAAAUCCCUCAACUCCUGAGCUGUAUCUUCUAGAGCAAUUUUGGAAAAAGCAGUGAAGUGUAGAUGUGACUUUUAAAUGCAUGUUUGUCCUGUACUCAUUUGGUGAUGAGAGGUCUUUACAAUUAGAUCUUACUGUUUUAUUAAUGUCAGAUAUAAAGGAAAGAGGGUAAUUCACCUAUUCUCAAAUGCACUUAACAUUCAAGUUAGUUUCAAAGGAAGUUCAGUGUCCCUGUCUAAGAUAAUUUUCCUUCUUUUUUUUUCCCUAUGUGCUGAGGUGUGUUUCCUUCCCAACCUCUUCUCUGUUCUUCCAACCAGCAAAGAAGAAUGUAGCAAAGCAUUGGUGAGGUGGCCUCUUUUCAUGUUUAGGUAACUCUGACUACCUCCCAAAAAGUGCUGUGAUUGAUGUCCUGAAGUGGAGUUCGUCAGGCUCAAUUUUUUCAGAACCUCAUGCUAGGCCUACAUCCUCUUUCAGAGGUGAAAUGCAAGAGCUUUAUCUAUGAAGCCAUCUAGUUUCCCCAGGAGAGUUUAAAGGAGAAAA
Molecule: messenger RNA, 6113 nt
Organism: Aquila chrysaetos chrysaetos
Lineage: Eukaryota; Metazoa; Chordata; Aves; Accipitriformes; Accipitridae
Gene: PTAR1
Product: protein prenyltransferase alpha subunit repeat containing 1
Exons: 7
Coding region: 71-1378 (435 amino acids)
Biological process (GO): protein prenylation
Cellular component (GO): cytoplasm
Molecular function (GO): protein prenyltransferase activity
Source: RefSeq, a predicted model, not a curated record